Molecule: messenger RNA, 1776 nt
Organism: Perognathus longimembris pacificus (Pacific pocket mouse)
Lineage: Eukaryota; Metazoa; Chordata; Mammalia; Rodentia; Heteromyidae
Gene: Prnp
Product: prion protein
Exons: 3
Coding region: 249-989 (246 amino acids)
Biological process (GO): protein homooligomerization
Cellular component (GO): membrane
Source: RefSeq, a predicted model, not a curated record
UGCUUUGUAUAUUCCAUGAGCUACGUCUGGGAGCGAUGACACGCGGAGGCGGUGACAACUGACACCAAUAUUUAAACGAAUCUCAACCGGUCUUCUGCUAUGACUCAUUCUGGCCUGGCUUGGGAGCCCGGUUCCCUUUAAGGACUCCUGAAUAUAUUUCAAAACUGAAAAGUUUCAGCCAAGUCAAAGCAUUCUGUCUUCACAGAGGUACCUGGGCUGUUUAGAGGAGCCCCAACAGAUUGUCAGUCAUGGCGAACCUUGGUUGCUGGCUGCUGGUUCUCUUUGUGGCCACAUGGAGUGACCUUGGCCUCUGCAAGAAGCGGACGAAGCCUGGAGGAGGGUGGAACACUGGAGGGAGUCGAUACCCAGGGCAGGGGAGCCCUGGAGGCAACCGAUACCCCCCUCAGGGUGGUGCUGGCUGGGGGCAGCCCCAUGGAGGUGGCUGGGGACAGCCCCAUGGUGGUGGCUGGGGACAGCCUCACGGUGGUGGCUGGGGGCAGGGUGGUGGCUCCCACAAUCAGUGGAAUAAGCCCAAUAAGCCAAAAACCAGUAUGAAGCAUAUGGCAGGAGCAGCAGCAGCUGGGGCAGUAGUGGGAGGCCUGGGGGGUUAUAUGUUGGGCAGCGCCAUGAGCAGGCCCCUUAUGCACUUUGGCAAUGACUACGAGGACCGUUACUACCGCGAGAACAUGAACCGUUACCCCAGCCAAGUGUACUACAAGCCCGUGGAUCAGUACAACAACCAGAACAACUUCGUGCACGACUGCGUCAACAUCACGGUUAAGCAGCACACGGUGACCACCACCACCAAAGGAGACAACUUCACCGAGACCGAUGUGAAGAUCAUGGAGCGGAUGGUAGAGCAGAUGUGCAUUACCCAGUACCAGAAGGAAUCCCGAGCCUACUAUGAACCUCGGUCUGCCGCUGUGUUCUUCUCCUCCCUGCCCAUGAUCCUCCUCAUCUCCUUCCUCAUCUUCUUGAUAGUGGGGUGAGGAGCUCUUCCUGUGUGCAGCAUCUAGUCCAUCGAGCUCACAGUCGGGGUGGGGGGGGGGGGGAAUCUGCCUGCAACCCUGUUAGUGGUGGUCUCAUUCUUGCUUCUCUCUUUGUCGCCUGUAGGCACUGGGAAGUGUAGGGUAGAUCCAGAUGCUCUUUAUUCAAGGUGGAGCGAAGCCUUCUUUGGUCCAUGCUAAUAAUGCCUGGCCAGGAAGAAUGGAACAGCAAAUAAUCACGGGGUUGUCUAGGCUUAUUUUUGGCCUAGUAAUUUCAAAACAGUCCUGAAAUAUUUUUGUCUGAGCUCCUCUGUCUCCUCCAGCAUCCAGGACCCAGGGCAUGAACACCUGGGCUUAGUACUGGUUGUGUAACAUGUAGAAAACUUUGUUAUUGUUUUUUUUUUCAUCUCUGGCAGCGUCUCUGCUAACUUUGGAUAGAGGCCAUAUAUACUCAUUCAUAGAAAAUAAAAUAAUUUUAAAUGCUGAAAAAUUUUAGCUCUUAAGCCGCAGGCUCAGCCCACUGGAGGAAGGAAGGGAGGGAGGGAGGGAGGAAGGAAGGAAGGGAAUUAUAUACUAAACACUGAAGGCAAACCUUUAUUCAUUUCCUGGAAAUUGGGAUGCUUUUUGUCAUGAUAUUAAUACCAAGGAAAGCCAGAGCUGUGAAAACAGAAUGUUUCUAGAAGACAGUGUGAUAAAGCCGGUAGGAAGUGCUUGUGUCUUCAUUCGACCUCGUGGCUAUCAACCAGAAUUCUGUCACAUCCUUGAUUUUUACAAUUGGUGUUAAGUCAAA